AUGGCGACAUGCAAGUUUGGCAACUAUCAAUUCCAAUGGACCGGACUUCACCUCCCUCGGGAAGAGACGGAUCCGCUACGCUAUGAGUACGACGAGCUAGGAAGCGAAGUGGUGGAGAAGCUGCAAGAAAUCUCCCGGCAGAAGCAACAGCUGGAGGAAGACGGCACAAGCCGGGCCAGAACGGAUCUAUACGUCCUUCUAAAGGACAACCACCACAAUGACGAGACUCUGACGAAAUUCUGGAAUGAGGUGCACACAGUCCCCGAGUGGGUAGAUUGGGCUCAGUUGGAGCGAGGGCAAAAGUUCUUUUACCGAUAUGCACCUGCGAAUCUCAUGGGAUUCGCCUUGCAAGGCUUCAUGGGCGAGAACUCGGCUGCCUCUGGUGUUGUUGAGGUCCUGGUUCGUACAGGUGGUUUCUCAACCCGUGUACUACUGCGGAGGCUUCUUGAGACGUUUCAAUUCAUCCUCCAAGCGACCAAGUCUCUCGAAGCCAUCAAGCCAGGAGGAGAAGGCCACAUCACCACGGUUCGCGUGCGGCUGCUUCACUCUUCGGUCCGACAGCGCAUCAUGAAGCUCGCCAAGUCUCGGCCGGACUAUUUUGAUGUGGACAAGUUUGGAGUUCCUGUUAACAAGCUGGACUCGAUCCAUUCCAUCACGACGUUUGCCUGCAACCACAUGUGGCUUCAACUGCCCCAGAUGGGCGUGCACCCGAACCAGCAAGAAACCGCCGACUACAUCGCCCUCUUCCGUUAUCUUGGAUACAUACUGGGCACCCCGCAUCAUUAUUUUGAUACCGUCCCCAAGGCCAAGGCAGUCAUGGAGAGCAUGCUCAUCCACGAGUUACGCGUCACGCCGACGUCUCUCAUCGUCGGGCACAACUUCGUCGAGUGUCUCAAAGACCUGCCCCCUUUCAACAUAUCGGCCCAAUUCAUCGAGGCCGGAAGCCGUGUUCUGAAUGGUGACGAGCUCUGCGAUUCCUUAGGUCUCGGUCGCCCUGGGUGGUAUUCGUACGCGUGCUUCAAAGGCCACUGUUGGUUGGUGCAGGUGCUUGCCCUCGCACAGCACAAUAUUCCAUCCCUUGAUCAUAAGAUUACCAAGUUCUGGAAGGAUCUCUUGCAUGAAGCUGUCAUCCAGAGUAAAAGUGGCUUGAACGGUGGCUCAAAGUUUGACUUCAAAUACGUUCCGCAUGUGGGUAGAGUGACGGGUAGAGAGGAUAAUGAGCGGCCACCACCUAAGUGGUCAGCGGUGGCAAGACCCGUGGAAACCUUCUAUUCCGGCGUAUUUCUAACAGGAUGUCUGAUUGUACUAGGAAUCACGUGGUCCCUUUGGCGGGUUGCGUUCCUGUUUAUCUAG
Messenger RNA from Diaporthe citri, 1353 nucleotides. RefSeq lists its product as uncharacterized. The transcript has a single exon. Bases 1 to 1353 code for a protein of 450 amino acids. The record is from RefSeq and is a predicted model, not a curated record. NCBI's taxonomy places the organism in Eukaryota, Fungi, Ascomycota, Sordariomycetes, Diaporthales, Diaporthaceae. Gene Ontology annotation, molecular function: oxidoreductase activity.